AUGUAGUUCAAUAACAUUCCAGUUACUUCCCACAUGCGUGAUUGUUUACGCCUACAAACCUGCUCAUGAACUGGACGUUGUUGAUGGCCCUAGAAGGAUCAACAGUCAAGCUAUUCCCCAUUCUAAAAAUUUUGAUGAAGGUGUCGAUAUGCUGCGAGGCAAAACUAUUAUCGUGACCGGGGCAAACAGUGGCAUUGGAAAAGCCACGGCCGCGGAGCUGCUGCGGUGUCAGGGCCGAGUGAUCAUGGCAUGUAGGAACCGAGAACGGGCUGAGAAAGCAGCCCAGGAGAUCCAGGAGGAGGCCGGACCAGGGCAAGGGGAACUAGUGAUCAAACUCUUGGACCUGGCGUCGCUUAAAUCUGUCCGUAUUUUUUGCGAAGAGAUAAUGAAGGAAGAGUCAAGGAUUGACAUCCUGAUCAACAAUGCUGGAAUCUACCAGUGUCCAUACACCAAAUCAGAAGAUGGAUUUGAGAUGCAGUUCGCCGUCAAUCAUCUGGGUCACUUCCUGCUCACUAACCUCCUGCUGGAUCUCCUCAAACGCUCUGCUCCUAGCCGGAUCAUUGUAGUGUCCUCCAAGCUCUACAAGUACGGUGAAAUAAACUUUGAUGACCUGAACAGCGAGCAGAGCUAUGAUAAAGCUUUUGCCUAUGCACGGAGUAAACUAGCCAAUCUUCUAUUCACUCUGGAGCUCUCUCACCGACUCGAGGAGACUGGAGUGACAGUAAAUGCUCUCACCCCAGGGAUUGUGCGGACUAACCUGGGCAGGCAUGUCCACAUCCCACUGCUGAUGAAGCCACUAUUUAACCUGGCUUCACGGGCCUUCUUCAAGUCCCCUGAGGAAGGUGCGCAGACUUCUAUCUAUCUGGCCUGCUCUCCGGAUGUGGAGGGUGUUCAGGGGAAGUGCUUUGCUAACUGUCAUGAAGAGCAGCUAUUAGCUAAGGCCACAGAUGAGGAGGUGGCCAAGAAAUUGUGGGACAUCAGUGAGGUGAUGGUGGGCAUCACAACCUGAAAUCUCAAAGAUUUAAGAAUUUAAGUCACCUGUCAUUUAUUAUUUCAAAAUCGACAACUCUGAGAACAUAAAGUACCAUCUCUUAGAAAGAAAACAUGCAAAAUGUAUGCUUUCAUCCACAGGAGGGAGCUGUUUUGGCCGUUCUUAUUCAUUUGUGCUUGAAAUGCUAACUGUAAAGUUGCAACUAGCAGAAUGUUAGUUCUGCUGCAAUGUUAACCAUGUGUGUGUGUUUAUAUAUUUUAAAUUAAUCCAGAGUCAUCUUCAGUUAUCCUGUUCUCAUGCUUUCAGUUCUCAUGCUAGUCAGGUUCACAGAUUUCAAAACUAUGUGUGUUUACAUGUGUUGGUUAAGACUAAAUGCAACCUAAUCACCACAAAUAAUAUAGUUUACAAAGACUAAACCCUUUCUUUGAAUGAAAAUGUGUGCAAAUAGUAAUAAGAAUUUCUGAAAGCAAUAUUGUGCCUAAAUUCUGCUCUGUUGUUACACUUUUCUGCUGUUGGCAGUGAAACAGUUAACACUGCAUUUGAUUUGCACUUCUCAUACUGAAGAUUAGUGGAAAUAGAUUCUCAGUUCGAGUACUUAAUAAAGAUGCAUUAAACAGAA
Cyprinus carpio (common carp) is the source of this 1610-nucleotide messenger RNA. RefSeq names its product retinol dehydrogenase 14a. The record is from RefSeq and is a predicted model, not a curated record. Lineage: Eukaryota; Metazoa; Chordata; Actinopteri; Cypriniformes; Cyprinidae.